AUGGCAACAAGAAGUUCCUUCCCCAAGUUCCCAAAGCUGCCCGCUGAGCUUCGUCUCAAGAUCUGGGAGGAAGCCCUACCCGAGCUCAUCGACCAGCCCCUCUACUUCUACAGCCAGCGCCAGCGCCAGACUACCCACGCCUACGACACCCUCGCGGCGGUGGUGCCCCAGAGCAUCGACGUCCAGCACGGCCAAGUGCGCCCUCGCACGGUCGAGCUCCCGCACUUGUUCGUCAACUGGGAGGCUCGCGGGACCGCCCUGUGCUGGGUGGGCAAGCAAAACGCGGAGACUCUCUCGUCGUGGAUGAGACCGAAAAAGUCCCCGUCCCACCACCACCACCACCACCACCACAUCCUCGAGAAACGCAAGGCGGAGAGUGUGCCCGGAUACCGCGAAGUGGGUGGAGUAGUAGCACGAGAACCGACGUUCAUCACCUUUCCGGCCCCCGAGCGGGCGCUGCGGUCGGUGGCGGUGCUGAUGAGGCUGCUCCAGGAACAUCCGGGGAGCCUGGUCGGCGCCUUUUUCCGAUGGCGGGGCGUGAAAGCGGUGUACCUGGUUGUCCAUGAACAGGAGGAUGACGAGAGACAAUUUGAGAGCGAUGCGAUGGAAGGGAAACAGCCGUGGAGAUUCGAGGUAUCGGAAGCCACGCUGAAGGGGAGGUGGGUUCCAGCGAACCGUGAAAUGGAAUGGGAAGCCAGCGGCAGCAGCAACAACCAAGAGAACGACCCCGACUUGGAGAAGCUGAGUACGGUCAUGCUCGGAACCCAGCCUUCGUUGACUGCGCUCUUCAGGGAGUGGAACCCUUCGGUUCACAGGGAUUUUAGGGUCCAGCUUAUCCGUGUUGCCAGACAGCGUACGUGAGAAGCUGCUGAUGCUGGGGCAUGAAGUCCGUGGGCACUUGCUGUGGUUGGGGUGGUUUCAUUCCUCUGCAAGGUGUAUCUAGGCCGUUGACUGGUCACUGGGGUUGAUGUACAGUAGUUGCGACAUGCCAGUCCCUACACAAGCAAACACUGAGCAUUUGGGUCCGACGUCAAAGCCAAUUCUCGUCCGUAGUUGUCUUACGCCCUUCGCCUGAUGCAGUCGAGCCGACGUCGUACACGGC
Molecule: messenger RNA, 1102 nt
Organism: Aspergillus brunneoviolaceus CBS 621.78
Lineage: Eukaryota; Fungi; Ascomycota; Eurotiomycetes; Eurotiales; Aspergillaceae
Product: 2EXR domain-containing protein
Exons: 2
Coding region: 1-861 (286 amino acids)
Source: RefSeq, a predicted model, not a curated record